AUGGGUCACCUCACAUUUCUUUCGCUGCUUGCCCUUCAAGCUUCUCAGAUCACGUUGACUGACGCCGCAGUCGUCACACCCCAACUGCCGCCGCAGCUCGCACAGAUCGGUGCCUACAACGGUUCGGCCUACUCGCCGCCCGUCUACCCUUCGCCAUGGAUGGACCCCGGGGCGCCCGGUUGGGAGGUGGCCUACACCAUGGCCAGGGACUUUGUCUCCCAGCUGAGCCUUCUCGAGAAGGUCAACAUCACGACCGGCGUCGGAUGGGAGAGCGAGCGCUGCGUCGGCAACACCGGUGGCGUCCCCCGCCUGGGCAUGCGCGGUCUCUGCCUGCAGGACGGCCCUCUGGGUGUCCGCAUGAGCGACUACAACAGCGCUUUCCCCGCCGGUCUCGCCGCCGGUGCUACGUGGAGCCGCCGGAUCAUCUACGAACGCGGCCUGGCCAUCGGCCGGGAGUUCCGUGACAAGGGCAUCGACAUCAUGCUCGGCCCUUCCCUCGGCCCUCUCGGCCGCUCCCCCCUGGGCGGCCGCAACUGGGAGGGCUUCGCGGUCGACCCCUAUCUCCUCGGGCAGGAGGCUGCCAAGGCCGUCGAGGGUAUCCAGAAGGCCGGCGUCAUUGCCUGCGCCAAGCACUACAUCGCCAAUGAGCAGGAGCACUUCCGCCAGGUCUCGGACGCCGCCCUGACCGGCUACGAGAUCGACGAGGCCAUCUCCGCCAACGUUGACGACAAGACCAUGCACGAGGUCUACAACUGGCCCUUCGUCGACACCGUGCACGCCGGCGUCGGCUCCUUCAUGUGCUCCUACAACCAGGUCAACAACUCGUACGGCUGCCAGAACUCCAAGCUGCUCAACGGCAUCCUCAAGGGUGAGAUGGGCUACCAGGGCUUCGUCAUGUCCGACUGGGCCGCCCACCACUCGGGCGCCAGCGCCGCCGCCGCCGGCCUCGACAUGUCCAUGCCCGGCGACAUCGUCUUCAACUCCGGCGACAGCUACUGGGGCGCCAACCUGACCCUCUCCGUCCUCAACGGCACCGUCGCCGAGCACCGUCUCGACGACAUGGUCAUGCGCAUCAUGGCCGCCUUCUUCAAGGUCGGCCGCACCGUCCAGGGCGAGCCCGACAUCAACUUUGCCAGCUUCGUCGACGACCGCUACGGCUACCUCCACCCCGCCGCCGAGGCCGGCUGGGGCGAGGUCAACAAGCGGGUAGACGUCACUCGCGGCCACGCCGGGCACAUCCGCGAAUCCGCCGCCAAGGGCACCGUCCUGCUCAAGAACACCAACGGCUCGCUGCCUCUGUGCAGGCCCAAGUUUGUCGCCGUCAUCGGCGGCGACGCCGGUCCCAACUCCCUCGGUCCCAACGGCUGCCCCGACCGCGGCUGCUCCGACGGCACCUUCGCCAUGGGCUGGGGCUCUGGCACUGCCGAGUUCCCCUACCUCGUCACUCCCGACACGGCGCUGCAGAACCAGGCCGUCGCCGACGGCACGCGGUACGAGAGCGUGCUGAGCAACUACGAGUGGACGUCUACCGAGGCCCUGGUCACCGACCAGGACGCCAUCCCCAUCGUCUUCGUCCACGCCCAGUCCGGCGAGGGCUACCUGGACGUCGACGGCAACAUCGGCGACCGCAAGAACUUCACCCUCUGGGCGGACGGCGACGAGCUCGUCAGGAACGUCUCCUCUCUCAACCCCAACACCGUCGUCGUCAUGCACACCCCCGGCGCCGUCGACGUGACCGGGUGGUACGAGAACCCCAACAUCACGGCCAUCCUGUGGUCCGGCCCCCCCGGCCAGGAGUCGGGCAACUCCAUCACCGACAUCCUGUACGGCAAGACGAGCCCCGGCCGCCUGCCCUUCACCUGGGGCCCCAGCGAGGAGAGCUACGGCACCGAGAUCAUCACGAAGCCCAACCGCGGCCGCGCCGCCCCCCAGGACGACUUCAGCGAGGGCGUCUUCAUCGACUACCGCCACUUUGACCGCGUGGCCCCUAAUAAGGGCGACGUGGGCGCCCCCAUCUACGAGUUCGGCUACGGCCUCUCGUGGACCACGUUUGAGUACGCGAACCUGCAGGUGACCCCGCGCAACGCCCGCGCCUACGAGCCCACGACGGGCGAGACCAUGGCGGCCCCCUCGUUUGGCGGCUACAGCCGGGACCUGUCCGACUACCUGUUCCCGGAGGGCUUCAACCCUCUCAAGCUCUUCAUCUACCCGUACCUGUCGUCGACCGACGCCGCCGAGGCCUCCAACUCGACCGACUACGGGAGGGAAGCCUCCGAGUUCCUCCCCGAAGGUGCCCUCGACGGCAGCCCCCAGCCCCUCGCCCCCGCAUCCGGCCCCAACGGCGGCAACCCGCAGCUCUGGGACGUGCUCGUCACGGUCGAGGCGACCAUCACCAACAACGGCAAGGCCGUCGGCGACGCCGUGCCCCAGCUCUACGUCUCCCUCGGUGGCGAGGGGGAGCCCGUCCGCGUCCUCCGCGGCUUCGAGCGCAUCGAGGGUAUCGCGCCCGGCCAGUCGGUCAAGUUCACGGCCGACCUGACCCGUCGUGACCUGUCCAACUGGGAUGUCGCCAAGCAGGACUGGGUCGUGACGGAUGCGCCGAAGAAGGUGUUUGUCGGUAGCAGCUCGCGUGAUCUGCCGCUUCAGGGAGACCUCUGGCUGUAG
This is a messenger RNA of Geosmithia morbida, 2664 nucleotides long. Its product is annotated as beta-glucosidase. NCBI's taxonomy places the organism in Eukaryota, Fungi, Ascomycota, Sordariomycetes, Hypocreales, Bionectriaceae. The coding region runs from base 1 to 2664 and encodes 887 amino acids. The transcript has 2 exons. The record is from RefSeq and is a predicted model, not a curated record. Gene Ontology annotation, biological process: glucan catabolic process. Gene Ontology annotation, molecular function: beta-glucosidase activity.